AGUGGCGCGCGGGGGACGCUGACGCUGGAACAAAGAUGGCGGCCCGCGGCGCUGGGGCCGUGCUGGGGCUGCUGCUGCUGCUGCUGCUCCGCGCGGGCCCGGCCCGCGCCCGCGUCCAUCACCUCACCCUCAAAGAUGAUGUGAGGCAGAAAGUGCACCUGAAUACCUUUGGUUUCUUCAAGGAUGGUUUCAUGAGUGUGAAUGUCAGCAACCUUUCCCUGAAUCCAGAACCAAGCCCUGAUGAGAAGGACAGAUUAUCAGUGGGGUUCAGCUUGGAUCGAACAAAGAAUGAUGGUUUCUCCACUUACCUGGAUGAAGAAGUGGAUUAUUGUAUCUUGAACAAGACUCCAGAGCCAGAUGUCUCUGUUGUAAUUUUACUUCUGGACAUCCAACAUGAAGUUGUGAAAGUACAGUUCUCUUCAGAAGCUGCUUCUUUGUUACCUAAAAUUGUAUUUGUAUCUGAGGAAAAUGGUACUGCCUUAAAUACCAAGCUGCUAAAAACUUCUGAACUGAGCAGUGAUUCUGAUAAAAAUGCUCCAAAGACCAGUGAAAAUACAGGUGACAAAGAUAAGAAGUCCGAACGAAGUACAACAUCCUCCCAGCACAUAAUAGAACAACAACAUCCUGUACACCAUGUCCAUGGAAUUUUUUCGUUUCAGUUCUAUUUUAACAUCAGCUCGGACAAACAAGAAGGUCUCUACAGCCUGUAUUUCCAUAAGUGUGUUGGCGAGAAAGGGCCAGCUAAUGAUCAGCAGCUGUUUAGUCUUGAUAUAGAUGUUACGGAAAAGAAUCCUGAAAGCUACCUCUCAGCAGGUGAAAUCCCACUGCCAAAACUUUACAUCUCCAUGGCUCUCUUCUUUUUCCUCUCUGGGACUGUAUGGAUCCACAUACUUCGGAAACGCAGAAAUGAUGUCUUUAAGAUCCACUGGCUCAUGGCAGCCCUUCCUUUCACCAAAUCGUUGUCCUUGGUCUUCCACGCGAUCGACUAUCACUACAUCUCUUCUCAGGGAUUCCCCAUCGAGGGCUGGGCUGUUGUUUAUUACAUCACUCACCUACUGAAGGGAGCUCUUCUGUUCAUCACUAUUGCCCUCAUUGGCACAGGCUGGGCUUUCAUUAAACACAUCCUGUCAGAUAAAGACAAAAAAAUUUUCAUGAUUGUCAUCCCACUUCAGGUACUGGCAAACGUGGCCUACAUUAUCAUAGAGUCAACAGAGGAGGGGACAACUGAGUAUGGACUGUGGAAAGAAAUCCUUUUCCUGGUGGACUUGCUGUGCUGUGGAGCCAUCCUGUUCCCAGUGGUAUGGUCAAUAAGACAUUUGCAAGAGGCUUCAGCAACAGAUGGGAAAGCAGCCAUUAACCUAGCAAAGCUGAAGCUCUUCAGACAUUACUAUGUCAUGAUUGUGUGUUACAUUUACUUCACACGGAUCAUUGCAAUUCUCAUAAAGAUUGCUGUUCCGUUCCAGUGGAAAUGGCUGUACCAGCUGCUGGAUGAAAUGGCCACACUGGUGUUCUUUGUCCUCACUGGGUACAAGUUCCGUCCAGCAUCAGACAACCCUUACCUACAGCUCUCUCAGGAUGAUGAGGAUGACUUGGAGAUGGAAGCUGUGGUGACGACUUCAGGAGUAAUGGAGGGCAUGAAGAAAGUCAAGAAAGUGGUGAAUGGUUCAGCAGAGCCUCAGGGCGAAUGGGAGAGCACAGCAUGAUGGACUGGACUAAGGCAGCACUUUCAGAGAAACUUUUUUAAUUUAUUAAUAUUACUCUCAGUGGAAAGGGAGCAACUUGCACUCCCCACCACUGAAACUGCAGAGUGGGGUGUGUCUAGGGAGAGCAAAGCAGUGCAGAAAUAUAACUAUUCCUUUGAUCAUAAGAAAAUGGGAUCUCCUGGUACCUGCAAGGAGCCUGAAGCUUUCCUAGGGAUUUUGGGUAGCUUUUUUUCCCCCCUUUCUGGAUCGGUUCUUUAUUCUGAAUUGUUGUGUUCCUCAGAAUGUGUAAUACUGAUGUGAAGAGGGAUCUUCAGUGUGUAUGUAAAGAAUAUAUUUUAUAUAAUGC
Molecule: messenger RNA, 2049 nt
Organism: Camarhynchus parvulus
Lineage: Eukaryota; Metazoa; Chordata; Aves; Passeriformes; Thraupidae
Gene: GPR107
Product: G protein-coupled receptor 107
Exons: 18
Coding region: 36-1703 (555 amino acids)
Biological process (GO): clathrin-dependent endocytosis
Cellular component (GO): membrane; Golgi apparatus; clathrin-coated vesicle
Molecular function (GO): clathrin heavy chain binding
Source: RefSeq, a predicted model, not a curated record